Molecule: messenger RNA, 3255 nt
Organism: Laetiporus sulphureus 93-53
Lineage: Eukaryota; Fungi; Basidiomycota; Agaricomycetes; Polyporales; Laetiporaceae
Product: putative aminoadipate reductase
Exons: 13
Coding region: 1-3255 (1084 amino acids)
Source: RefSeq, a predicted model, not a curated record
AUGGCUACUGUUGAUAUUCCGCUUUCUCCUCCUCUCGAUGGCUCCAUCCCUGUGCUUCCCGGAUUCUUGGACUUCCAUGCACAGCACAAUCCUACUCGUCCUAUGUAUCACCUAAUCUCUGAGGACGAGAAACUUAGCAACACGACAAUAUCCUUCCAGCAGUUUGCAUACGCCACGCACCGGGUAGCCCGUCUCUUCCACUCGAUACAUUCAACACCUGGAAGGCCUGUGGUCGCUUUGUUGAUAAACUGCGAUACAGUCCUCUACCAUGCACUAUUAGUUGGCCUGGUGCGCGCAGGUCUCGUCCCGUUCCCCAUAAUGCCUCGCAAUUCCGCUCCUGCGGUUCUCAACAUGCUCGAGCGCAUCGGCUGUCAUCAUGUCAUAUUCCAGCCUACGUUUGCGCACCUCGUCGAUGCUGUCCGGUCAUCAAACACAGAAUACCAAGUGCACGUUCAUGACCUGCCAGAUAUCACCGACAUCUUUCCGGAACUCGUCAACUCCUCUGUCACUGAGGUCCCUGAAGCAUACACGAUGCCUGCUCCGCCCUCGCCGUCUGAUGUUCUAUUCUAUCUUCACUCAUCUGGGUCCACGGGCUUUCCAAAACCCAUCCCUCAGACACGGAACACUUUGUUAUCCUGGUCUCGAUCGUCGUCUCUUGUGGAUGCCAGAGAUCGGGGCUUGCAUUUCGGUCCCAUGGCACUGCCCGCGUUCCACACGCUUGGGGUCAUCAUUCAAUUGUGUGCUCCCCUCGUGUCCGGUCAAUACGCUGCCUUGUUCUUUCCUCGAGCACAUCGUUCGCUGCCACCGUUGGUCCCAACUCCGGAGAAUACUGUUGCGGCUGCACGCCGUGCGCGCAUCGACGUGCUCGUCUUCGUUCCUACAUUUCUCGAAGCCUUGGCAAGAGACGACAAAAGCGUACAGUACCUCGCAUCACUACCCGCGGUGUGCUUCAGCGGCGGUCCUCUAGCUGAUGCUACGGGAGCAACACUAGUAUCCGCAGGUGUCAAUUUGUAUCCAAUAUACGGCGGUACCGAGUUCGGUGCGCCUGUGCGCAUAUUCGACUUUGAUGAUGACCCGAACAACACAUGCGCUGUCAAGAGCAAGGCGCGCAUUGAUUGGAAAUAUAUGCAAAUAGUCAAGGAAUGCAAUCCGCGCUGGGUGCCACAGGGCAAUGGUACGUACGAGCUGCAGUUUCUGUCUUGUCCCGGACAUCAGUUGGGCGUGGAAAAUCUUCCAAAUGGCGAGCAUGGAUAUGCAACGUCUGACCUAUGGGAGCCACACCCAUCAAAGCCAGGCCUCUGGCGAAUCGUUGGUCGCAAAGACGACCUCAUCAUCCUCAGCGAGAAAGUAACGGUCGAACAAGAAUACUCUAUCGGUUCGAGCCCCUUAGUGCAGGGAGCUCUCAUGUUUGGGCGAGGUCGCGCGCAAAUCGGGCUGCUUGUUGAGCCCCAACCAAAUGUAGCGAUUUCUCCGCAAGACGAGUCGGUGCUUGCUCAGUUUCGGAAUGCUCUAUGGCCGGACGUGGAAAAGGCUAAUCGCGUGAUGCCGGCAUUCGCUCGCAUUUACAAGGAGAUGAUUCUGGUGACGGACGCGUCGCGUCCCUUGGUUCGUGCGGGGAAAGGAACGGUCAUACGCGCCCCAUCACUCGCACUGUACGAGAAGGAAAUCAAUGCUCUCUAUGAAGCAGUAGAGCAAAGCUCGAGUUCCGAUGCCGCUCACCCACCACCUUCCUGGAAAGGGUCAGAUCUAACGAGUUGGCUGAUCGAUCAAGCGACAUUGUUGAAUGAUCACCGGUCGAUUGACAAAUCCAGAGAUCUCUUCGAGCAAGGGUUUGACAGUUGUUUCAGCCUCAGUGCAACCUUCUUGCGCAACAAGAUCAUAGGCGCACUCCGAGCGUCGCCCGACCCUGCGGCCAGCUCUGCUGCCCUUGAGAUUCACUCCGACUUUGUCUUCUCUCAUCCCACAGUGGGUGAACUCGCUGAUGCGAUCUCCAAGCUAGUGCAUCCGGAAGAGUCUACCAGCAUGCAUACGCAAUCUCCAGAAGAGCAAAUAGCCACGCUAGUAGAGAAAUAUACCGCCAGCUUGCCACCAGCGCCCAAGUUUGACAACGUUGACCGUUCUCGUCAUGCAGUCGUUAUGAUCACUGGAACGACCGGGAAUGUAGGAGCAAACGUUCUUGCUCAAGCUCUCGCGAACGAGCGAGUGUCGCGUGUCGUUGCGGUCAACCGCGGUUCAUCUCUGUUGGAGCGGCAUCGAAAGACGUUUGCUGCUGCUAAAGUGCCUCUUGAACUUCUCUCAAAUAGGAAGCUCGUUCUCUUGGGAGUCGAUUUUGAUAGGGAUGACCUAGGGCUGGAAGAAGCUGUCCUUCAAGAGCUUCGUUCUUCCGUGACACACGUUGUCCACUCAGCGUGGCGAGUGGACUUCAAUUUGAAGCUUUCCUCCUUUGAAAGCAACAUCAGUGCCGUAGUGCGACUCAUGACAGCGCUACCGAGAGCACAUCUCAUCUUCACAUCCUCCAUCUCCGCUGUACAGUCAUGGAAUAUGGCAGAACGCGGUCCGAUUGUACCGGAAAGGCCUAUUGAAGAUUCGGCUGUAGCUGCCGGAACUGGGUACGGGAUGUCAAAGUAUGUUGUCGAGCAGAUACUCUCCAAGGCCAAUAGCGCUGGUUGGCGCACUACUGUCGUCCGCAUUGGGCAGGUGUGUGGUUCGGCCGACACCGGUACGUGGAACACCGCAGAGUGGGUUCCGAUCCUCGUCAAGAGUAGCAUGGCUCUUGAAUCCUUCCCUGCCAUGGAUGGGGCCGUCUCGUGGAUUCCAAUAUCAGCGCUCGCCUCUAGCAUCAUGGAUCUCGUGAUGGCUGAGCACCCUCCCGAACUGAUCAACUUGGCGCAUCCUCGACCAAUUCCAUCUCACGACGUUUUCCAUGCGAUCGCCGUUGCUUUGGGGAUUGAUCUGCCCGUCAUAUCGAUGGAGAGAUGGAUCGCCAAGCUUGAAGACUCUGCAAAGGACUCAUCAAUAAAGGGACUUUCCGACAUCCCUGCUAUCAAAUUGCUCGACUUCUUCCGAACUCGUGCCGUGCAAACGAAGGAGGCCCAAGAUGCGGGCGUAGAAACCGUCGAAAUGGGCGGCCUCCCCCUGAUGGCAACUUCUGAAGCCGUUCGAGCUUGUCCGACCCUCAAGGACCUGGAGCCCCUAUCGCAGAAGCAUGCAUCAGCAUGGGUGCGAUUUUGGAGGAGCGAAGGCUUCAUUGCGUGA